Molecule: messenger RNA, 1422 nt
Organism: Penicillium paradoxum
Lineage: Eukaryota; Fungi; Ascomycota; Eurotiomycetes; Eurotiales; Aspergillaceae
Exons: 2
Coding region: 1-1422 (473 amino acids)
Biological process (GO): protein refolding
Cellular component (GO): cytoplasm
Source: RefSeq, a predicted model, not a curated record
AUGUCGACCGUCCAUUUUUCUAUUGAUGCUUAUGCCAUCCUGGGUGUUGAACGAGAUGCCCGUAUCACGGAGAUCAAUGCUGCCUACAAGCGACUUGCCUUGAAGCACCACCCAGACAAGGCUGGCAAUGCUGACGCGACGAUUGAGCGAUUCCAGCAGGUUCAAGAUGCUGUUGAGAUUCUUCGUGAUCCAGAGCGCCGAGCCCUGCUUGACUCGAGAUUGAACGAGAACGGCAGGAGAUCCCGAGCCCCCUCGAACCACUAUAAUGAUUUCAAUGUCUACAAUGACUACUCGGCCCAAUCUUACGAAAAAACUUACCGUCGUCCGUUCAGACGAGAACGCCGCCAAGGUCACUUCAACUGGCCACAGUAUCAACGUAGCCAUACCGUUUUUGAUGAUGAGUUCGCUUGCUACAUGCGCAGUUUCGGAUCCAGUGUACACAUGGACCCGGAUUCGGCCGACUCCAAGGCCAAGCGUGCCCAAUUCCAAGCCGAUUAUGCCGAAUGGGAGAAAGAAUGGGCAGACAUCGAUCCUGAAAUGCAGCGUGCCCGGGCAGAGCUUCGCAAGGAGAAGAUGCGCGCUAGAAUGAAGCGCGAUGUUGAGGAAGCGAUGGGGGACCUAAACGGAGACACGAGCUAUGCCGAAAUCAUUGAUCGUGUUGUCGCAGAAGGCUUGGAGGGUCUCAACUUUGGUGCUGGCACAAACUUCGAAGAUUUCACAGAACCAGAGGAUCUCACCUGUAAUCCCGCUGACACGUUCAACCAAUCUGCUUAUGAAUUCGCCAAAGCGUCUGCGCAAAAUGACAAGGAUCAAAUUCACCUGAAUCGCAAUUCGAGCUCUCGGUCUACUGCCAGCCCCCAGUCGACUCGCAGCAACUCCUCAACCGGCAAUUCUUCGACCAAUGCCUCGACUGCCAACGACUCUCACUUCACCACCCAGCAUCCGACUUCCAACCCUACCGCUGACGCUUUCAAAACCACCGUUGAAGCUUUCAAUACUGCCGCUGAAGCUUUCAAGGAAGUUACCCAAGAGGCAGAUGCUGCUGUCGACCAAGUUCAAAACUCUGCCCAGCUGGAGAGUGACUUGAUGAUCCCCCUUGUUCCAUAUUUCAACCAAAAGCUCGCCGAUCCUCAUGGACGCUACAAAUUGGCUGAUUAUACUGCCGAGAUGAAUGGCAUUCUGCUGGAAAUCUACUGCGGCUGGCUCGAAGAGGCUCGUCUUUCGAUCCCAUUUGCUAAACCGGUCAACACUCAAACUGAUCCCAAGCUGUGCUCUCACCUUGGACUCUGGCACAAGGAGUACUGUCGUCCAAACUGUGAAGCAUGCAACUUCUGGAUGCCUAUCUUUCUCCUUACCUGCCCUGGCUGCGGCGUGAAGGCCUGUGUUCGAUGCAAGUUCGCGAUUGUCUCCUCGAACCAGUGA